Molecule: messenger RNA, 966 nt
Organism: Gastrolobium bilobum
Lineage: Eukaryota; Viridiplantae; Streptophyta; Magnoliopsida; Fabales; Fabaceae
Exons: 3
Coding region: 1-966 (321 amino acids)
Source: RefSeq, a predicted model, not a curated record
AUGGCUAAUGAGAAAGACUGGGAUCUCUCUGCCAUUUUCCGAUGUUGCCGAACUGCAAACUUUACUGCCACCACAAAAACUCCGCCGAUAACCACCACCACCGCCACUCAAGACACUAACUUUUGCAUGGCUGAUCAUUUAAUCCUCAGGCAAGAAGAGGAUGACUCAUUUUCUUUUCCCGUUCCUGAGCCACUUCCAACCAAUGGUUUCGAUGAACACCCAUUGUUAAUGAACUUCAAACCCACCACUAUCACCAACACUAACACUAGCGGUAAUAAUAUCAAAUCCUAUUCCACUUUUGGAGAACAGUGGAUGCAACAAGGAUAUCAUCCUGUGCCUGCUCCCACAAAUUACACCUCCAUUGGAGCCUCCACAAAUUAUCAACCUCAAUGGCAUGCGCAGCAACCCCAACCCCAACCCUCACAACAACAACACCAGCACAAUCAAGUACCUCAAAUCAGUCCUGUGAUUUUACAAAACAUACGACCACCAACACCCAUAUCAAGAAAAAGGAAAAUCGAUCAGGUGGAAAUGUUGUGUCAUAUGAACACGGAUAACCUCGAAGCAGAUUUGUGGGCAUCGCGAAGAUAUGAAAAAUGUAUCAAAUAUUCUGCAUAUCUAAGCAGCAGAGAAUGUGAAGCAAACAUGAUAGCAGAGGAAAGCACAACAGAACUGAACAUGUUGAUGGGGAUAUCUAUGGGAGACGACGACAACAACCCAAAGCCUUUUAGUUUACCAUAUUAUUCUACCUAUGAAACUGGUUCAACAUCCAACGCGGCCAACAUGGAUCCACGGAAUUCUGAGUUUUGUCCAGUGCAGUUUAGUCAAGCUCUGACAGAGAACAUAGAUUUUCAAGUAGGUGGUGGUGAACCCGAAGGCAAGGAGAGGCCAACGGAACUUGAUGAUGACAUUCUGAUUCCCAACAUUGGUACUAUGGCAGAGAUUGUUUUUGUCAGAGAUACGUAA